CCCUUUGCCACACUGGCAACUCUUCCAUGUGCGUGACUCCUGUCUAUUUCCGCUUCCUCACUCUGAGCCCCAAAGAAGUCGGGGAAAGAGGGCCUCGCUGGGCACGCAGAGAGUGGGGAGAGAAGAUGGAGCCUUGGCUGGGGGUCAGCUGGGCCUUGGGCAUUCUUCUCCUCUUACUUCUUCUCUGCUGGAAGAAGGAUCACCCCAGGAAUCUGCCCCCAGGCCCUCCAAGUUGGCCUCUGCUGGGCAGCCUGCUGCACCUGAAGGGACCCUCCUUGCUCCACAGCCUCUUGAAGCUGAGGGAGCAAUAUGGAAACGUCUUCACCAUCUACGUUGGAUCCCAGCGGGCUGUUGUGCUCUGUGGUUACCAGACAGUCAAGGCUGCGCUUGUGGACCAAGCGGAGGAAUUUGGGGCUCGAGCCGAACUCCCCCUUGUGGAGAAGACAAGCAAAGGCCAUGGCAUCUUUUUCAGCAAUGGAGAGAACUGGAGGCAGAUCCGUCGUUUUGCCCUCACUACCCUUCGGAACUUUGGGAUGGGGAAGCGGUCCAUCGAGGAGCGGAUCCAGGAGGAAAUCAAGUUCCUGAUGGAGGAAUUCAGGAAGACGCAAGGGUCCCCCUUCGACCCCACCUUUGUCCUGCGCCGCUCCGUGUCCAACAUCAUCUGCUCAGUGGUCUUUGGGGAGCGCUUUCAGUACGACAACAGUGAAUUUCAGGCCUUGCUCUACCUCUUCCAACAGAAUGCCCGACGGGUAGACACCAUCUGGGUGCAGCUCUAUGGCCUCUUCCCUCAAGUCUUAAAGCACCUGCCUGGUCCACACAACCGGCUCUUCGAGAAUUAUGAGGAGCAAAAGAGAUACGCAGCCAGGAUGGUCCAGAAACAUGAGGAUACUUUGGACCCAGCCUCUCCUCGGGAUUACAUAGACACCUUCCUCAUCCGGAUGCAGCAGGACAGCGGGAAUCCUAGCACUAUAUUCCACCAGGAAAAUCUCAUAGUCUCCACACUGGACUUGUUCUUCGCUGGGACUGAGACCGUCAGCAACACAUUGAGAUACGGCCUCCUGAUCCUCUUAAAGUACCCUGAAAUCACUGAGAGAAUCCAAGAGGAGAUAGACCAAAUAGUUGGGCCGAACCGGGCCCCUGCAAUGGAAGACAGGCUGAAGAUGCCGUACACGGACGCUGUGAUCCAUGAGAUGCAGAGAUUCAUCGAUAUUAUUCCACUUGGGGUGCCCCACUCUGUGACGUGUGACACAGAGUUUGCAGGAUACACAAUUCCUAAGGGUACCUUUGUGUUCUUGCUGCUCAAUUCUGUCUUGCAUGACCCCACCCAGUUCGAAGCACCAGAGACCUUUGAUCCAGGGCACUUCCUAGAUGACAAAGGCAAGUUUAAGAAAGCUGCUGCCUUCAUCCCAUUUUCUGCAGGGAAACGCUCCUGCCCGGGAGAAGGUCUGGCUCGGAUGGAGCUGUUCCUCUAUCUCUCCACCAUGUUGCAGAAGUUUGCCCUAACAUCUCCCAUUGCCUCCGAGGAAAUCGACAUCACCCCGGAAUACAGUGGUUUUGGGAAGGCCCCAUGCCUGUACCAACUGUGCCUCAUUCCUCGCUGAAGCAGCAGGCUCACUGGUACAAGAGAUGGUCUUCUCUGUGACUUUGAGGAAGGCAGGACAGCACGCUCUUGUUUCCACCACACCUCAUUUUUACGCCAGAAGAAAGAAAACUGUUGAACAGCAAGACAGAAAGUGGGCAGGGAUGUGUGCUAUCUGGUGGCUGUGGGUUUCUCCUGAGGUUUUUUUUUCUUCCGGAAGAAUUUUAGGCUUGUUUACAGCCUAAAUGAUGGUUGAAGAGGUGCCAGGCUCCUUGGGCCAAAAUGGGAAAGGUCUUCUGGGUGUGGAAUCCUAAAUAAAUCUGAAUAAGUAAAA
Rhineura floridana is the source of this 1913-nucleotide messenger RNA. RefSeq names its product cytochrome P450 2G1-like. The record is from RefSeq and is a predicted model, not a curated record. Gene Ontology annotation, cellular component: cytoplasm; intracellular membrane-bounded organelle. NCBI's taxonomy places the organism in Eukaryota, Metazoa, Chordata, Lepidosauria, Squamata, Rhineuridae. The transcript is spliced from 9 exons. Gene Ontology annotation, molecular function: oxidoreductase activity, acting on paired donors, with incorporation or reduction of molecular oxygen, reduced flavin or flavoprotein as one donor, and incorporation of one atom of oxygen; heme binding; iron ion binding. Gene Ontology annotation, biological process: xenobiotic metabolic process. The coding region runs from base 27 to 1601 and encodes 524 amino acids.